GCCUUUGGCGAUCUGUCUAUUAAUCUGUGGUAGCGCCAUUAAAUCCAUUUUUAGGAAUUACAAACAUUUGUUACUGUCGGUUAAAUCGUCACAUGGUGUGUGUCCGUGCUAUCAAGAUAACGCGAUUGACAGUUAUGUAUAAUGAUGCGAAUUGUAUGCGAGAUUUGGGGUGAUUUGCAUAAGAUUAAUAAGAUAUUUCUGACCAAAUCGAAAAAUAUUUCGUCCUGCUCAUCGUUUUCGUCAAAUGACUUCGGAAAUCGGCGAAGUAAAAUAAAUUGACAUCAAGAAACGUAUUUGUAUAUGUCAAAGUCGUUUGCGUUGGACGCAUAAUCAUGUCGAAUUCAGAUAAAAAAUCCAAUGAACCGUAUCGUCAAUUGGAUGAAUUACAAGGCUCUGAAUUAAAUGUUGGCGCUCAGAGUACGUCAAGUUCUCAUACGAAUUUUGAAAAUGGUACUGAACGAUCAAUGGAACUUUCUUCCGUUGUUGUUAUACCAGAUGAUACCUUUACUGUGGUGCAAGCUAUCAAUGCUUUAGGCUUUGGAAAAUUUCAAGUAAAAUUGUCUUUAUUCACGGGUCUUUGUUGGAUGGUAGAUAGUAUGGAAAUCACAAUACUGAGUAUCCUAAGUCCAUCCUUACAUUGUGACUGGGGCAUUUCUAGAUACCAACAAGCAUUGACCACUACGGUGGUUUUUCUUGGCAUGAUGUUAAGCUCUACUUUCUGGAAUAAUUUGAGUGACAGAUAUGGUCGUAAACAAGCUUUAACUUUAUGUUCAGUACUAUUAUCUUACUAUGCAUUUUUAAGUUCAUUUGCACCAAACUUUCUCUGGAUUCUAUUGCUUAGAGGAGUUGUAGGAUUUGCUAUUGGUUGUGUACCACAAUCGGUGACAUUAUAUGCAGAGUUUUUGCCUGCAAAGCAACGAGCAAGAUGUGUUAUUCUACUAGAUUGUUUUUGGGCCCUUGGAGCUUGUUUUGAAGUAGCAAUUGCAUUGAUCGUUAUGCCCAAUCUUGGCUGGAGAUGGCUUCUUAUAUUAUCAUCCAUUCCAUUAUUUAUAUUUGCUGUAAUAUCGCCGUGGCUACCAGAAUCUACAAUAUUCGAUAUGACAACUGGAAAAACGGAUCGUGCGAUUUCGACAUUGGAACGUGUAGCUAGAGAAAAUAAGAAAUCAUUACCUCUAGGAAGAUUAGUUAUGGACCGAUUUUAUCAAGCUCAUCAUGGUCGAUUAAAGGAUGUUUUAAGCAAAGAGAUGUGCAAAACAUCCACGUUACUUUGGCUUGUGUGGAUGAGUACAGCAUUUUGUUACUAUGGAAUAGUGUUAAUGACUACUGAACUCUUUCAUACAUCCUCGGAGCAAUGUGGCACACGAGACAUGAACAAAGAUGAUAGUACGUGCCAACUUGAUUGCCGAUUACAGCGUGGCGAUUACAUUGAUUUGCUUUGGACAACAUUGGCAGAGUUUCCGGGCAUUUUCUCUACCGUCUUUGCGAUCGAGAAAAUAGGUAGACGAAAGACGAUGGCCUGCCAGUUAGUAAUGUUCGCUGUGGUGAUUUGUUUUUUGAGUAGGACCUGCUUGUUAAGCAGAGCGGCGUUGACUAUCGCCAUUUUCCUAGCCAGAGGUUUAAUCGCUGGUGUAUUUCAAGCCGCGUAUGUGUAUACACCGGAAGUGUACCCUACCCAUUUACGAAGCAUAGGCGUAAGCGCAUGCAGUGCCAUGGCGCGAAUUGGUGCUAUGGUCACUCCUUAUAUAGCGCAAGUAUUUCUACAAUGGUCCAUUACAGGAGCUAUGGCCAUUUAUGCAGGAACCGCAUUGUGCGCUGCAAUUGCUACACUUGCGCUUCCUCAAGAUCCAAAUGAGGAUACUGAGUGGAACGACAUUCUCAGAAGAAAAGGUAUUAUACCUGAAAAGAAGAAAGAACAAGAAGUUACUGAAGAUCAAAUAGUAAAUCUGUUGGAGAGUACUAUAGAUGAAAAAACAGGACGUGUUCCUAAUAAUUUAGAAGAAAAAACUGUGGACGAGUUAGAUGAACUGGAGGACGAAGAGGAUGAACGAAUUCUGGAAGAAUAUCGACAGAAGAGGAUAGCUGAAAUGAAGGAACUAGCAAACAAGUCCAAAUAUGGAGAAGUACGAGAAAUAUCUGCGGAAGAUUAUGUUCAAGAAAUUAAUAAGGCUGAGGAGGACGUAUGGGUUAUUUUACAUCUUUAUAAAUCUGGCAUUCCGCUCUGUACUCUAGUCAAUCAGUACCUUGCCAGUUUAGCGAGAAAAUUUCCUACUACAAAGUUUUUGAAAAGCAUCUCUACUACAUGUAUUCCCAAUUGGCCUGACAACAAUCUUCCUACAAUAUUCAUUUAUCAAAAUGGAAAUAUGGUGAAACAAAUUAUUGGACCACUUGAAUUCCGUGGCAUGAACUUGUCUGAAGCAGAAUUGGAAUGGAUGUUGGGACAAGAAGAGGCCAUACCAACAAAGAUUAAGGAAGAUCCUCGACCCAAGGUCAGAGAUGUCUUAUUCUCAACUUUAAAGAUUAAUGAUGAAGAUGCUAAUGAUUGGUAAUUUCAUAUUGUGAGAUUAACACAUGAUUAUAUAUAUAAUAAGCAUUCAAAUUAACAUCUUAU
Messenger RNA from Nylanderia fulva, 2608 nucleotides. Its product is annotated as synaptic vesicle 2-related protein. Gene Ontology annotation, cellular component: membrane. The record is from RefSeq and is a predicted model, not a curated record. NCBI's taxonomy places the organism in Eukaryota, Metazoa, Arthropoda, Insecta, Hymenoptera, Formicidae. Gene Ontology annotation, biological process: transmembrane transport. Gene Ontology annotation, molecular function: transmembrane transporter activity.